AUGCCUGGUGCAAAGAUCCUGCUAUUCCUUCAGAGCCUGACACGCAGGAAACCUCUUGAGCCCGCAGGAGAGGUGUCUAACUUCCGCCGUUGCCUGACAACCAUUGACCUUGUGGCUUUGGGGGUGGGCAGCACAUUAGGCGCCGGCGUGUAUGUGCUCUCCGGAGAAGUGGCCAGAACUGUGGCCGGACCCAGUAUCAUCAUCUCCUUCUUGAUAGCAGCCAUAGCCUCAGUCUUUGCAGGCUUGUGCUAUGCUGAAUUUGGUGCUCGGGUUCCCAAGACAGGUUCUGCCUACCUCUACAGCUACGUAACAGUGGGAGAGAUCUGGGCUUUUAUCACUGGCUGGAACCUUCUGCUCUCUUAUGUCAUAGGGACAUCAAGCGUGGCCAGAGCUUGGAGUGGAACCUUUGAUGACCUCAUUGGAAAUGUCAUUGCCAAUUCUUUGGGAAAACAAGCUCCCAUGGACCUGCCAGGAUUAGCUCCCUACCCAGACUUCUUUGCAGCUGGCCUUAUCAUGCUCUUGGCAGGUAUUCUUGCAUUCGGUGUUAAAGAGUCUGCCAUCGUGAACAAAGUUUUUACGGCAGUUAACAUCGUAGUCUUGCUCUUUGUUAUCCUCUCUGGCUUCAUAAAGGGAGAUCUCAACAACUGGUACAGUGGUGAAGAAACUCUUCAGAAUUCACAUGAAAACACAUCAUUGCUCAAUGAAACCAUGACUUUUGGAACCGGGGGGUUUUUCCCUUUUGGCUUUGGUGGAACAAUAGCAGGAGCGGCUACUUGCUUUUACGCAUUUGUCGGCUUUGACUGCAUUGCCACAACAGGAGAGGAGGUUCAGAAUCCCUAGAAGUCAUUCCCACUCGGGAUUGAGGUGUGCUGUAGGUGUGACAGAGGAAUUUCAGGUGGAUGUGGGACUGCAUCAGGGAUCCGUGCUGAGCCCCUUCCUGUUUGCGGUAGCAAUGGAUAGCGUGACAGAUGAGGUUAUACUGGAAUCCCCUUGAACCAUGAAGCUCGGAGAGGAUAUUGUGAUAUGCAGUGAAUGCAGGGAGCAUGCAGAGGAACAAUUAGAA
Syngnathoides biaculeatus (alligator pipefish) is the source of this 1063-nucleotide messenger RNA. Its product is annotated as cationic amino acid transporter 2-like. Gene Ontology annotation, molecular function: amino acid transmembrane transporter activity. The record is from RefSeq and is a predicted model, not a curated record. Gene Ontology annotation, biological process: amino acid transport; transmembrane transport. NCBI's taxonomy places the organism in Eukaryota, Metazoa, Chordata, Actinopteri, Syngnathiformes, Syngnathidae. The transcript has 5 exons. Gene Ontology annotation, cellular component: plasma membrane. Bases 1 to 840 code for a protein of 279 amino acids.